AUGGAAGUGUCCACCUUCGCUGGAACAAUACCAUCUAAAACAGAAGAUACUGGUUUAUCUGUGACACGCAUCGUGUUAGUGUGCUUUCUGUACCUUCCUCUGGCGGCCAUCACUGUCAUGGGAAACAUCUUUGUUCUUGCCGCGUACAGACGGGAUGAGAGGAUAAGAAAAAAGAAGACAAACACGUUCAUUCUCAACCUUGCCAUCGCAGAUCUACUCGUUGGCCUGGUCAUGCUUAUCAACACGCCCAAGUACAUCAAGGAUAAGUGGUACUUUGGGCGGGAAUUCUGCAUCUUCACCUGGGCCAUUGACUACAUGUCAACCGACAUGUCUGUCAUCACCAUCAUCGCCAUCAGCGUGGACCGCUAUCUCAUGGUUAGGAAUACGAUGAAACAUCAGCUAAUUCAUCAGUCUAGACGACGACUCGCUCUGAUAUUCAGCGUUGUCUGGUCCCUCUGCAGUCUUGUACACAUCAGUCUCGCAUUCAUCUAUUCCGCAAAGACAGACUACAAGUACCUCAAGUAUCAAACAUGCAAUUUGGAAUACAGACGAGAAAAGGCGCUGGUUAUUUCAAUGUGCUUGGUGGAGUUUGUUUUGCCUGUGAUAUGUCUUUGUCUGUUGAACACAAAAGUGUUCCUGCACAUACAGAGGCGAGGAAGUAAGAUACGUUUUAGUCAACCUCGGAAAUUUGUUGCUUCGGAUGUUCACCUCGGAAAGGACAAGGCAAGUGGUCUUUACGAUACCGCCGAAGUCUGCUUGACGUCAUACAGGGUGCUUUCAAGCCCCGAUGGUAAGACGGUCGAGCGACCUGGAGACAUUGCUGAAAGUUCCUCCAGGUCUCCCCCACCGACCAUCAUUGUAGGCGACCUCCAGAAGAAGAACACAUUGAAGAAAGAUACCUGCGAAAUGCGCAUUCAUCAUGGCAGCUCUUCGUCGAGGGCGCGUCCUCCUCAUAAGGCAGCUAAACUUCUCACGGCCUUACUCAUCGUGUUCAUCAUAAGCUGGCUGCCGUACUACAUCUACGAGUGCUACAUCCUCAUCGAUGGUGGCGAAGCGAGCGACGCGGUGACGCAGACAUUGACUUGCAUACUCUGGGGAAACUCUGCUGUCAAUCCUAUAUUAUCCACCUUUGUAUCAAAGACUGACUAA
Molecule: messenger RNA, 1149 nt
Organism: Strongylocentrotus purpuratus (purple sea urchin)
Lineage: Eukaryota; Metazoa; Echinodermata; Echinoidea; Camarodonta; Strongylocentrotidae
Product: histamine H4 receptor-like
Exons: 2
Coding region: 1-1149 (382 amino acids)
Biological process (GO): adenylate cyclase-activating adrenergic receptor signaling pathway
Cellular component (GO): membrane
Molecular function (GO): G protein-coupled receptor activity
Source: RefSeq, a predicted model, not a curated record